Microplitis mediator is the source of this 3435-nucleotide messenger RNA. RefSeq names its product G protein-coupled receptor kinase 2 (gene Gprk2). The transcript is spliced from 7 exons. Bases 699 to 2474 code for a protein of 591 amino acids. The record is from RefSeq and is a predicted model, not a curated record. Gene Ontology annotation, cellular component: cytoplasm. Gene Ontology annotation, biological process: regulation of signal transduction; signal transduction; protein phosphorylation. Lineage: Eukaryota; Metazoa; Arthropoda; Insecta; Hymenoptera; Braconidae. Gene Ontology annotation, molecular function: G protein-coupled receptor kinase activity; ATP binding.
GGUGGUCGUACAGGGGCCAGGUCGGCCAUUAUUUUUCGCGUCUAUAUCCACGAGUUAUAGUAAUAUAGUUUCAACUGCGCGCGUUACUCAAUUAUUAAAUAACACCCAUUAAUAUUAUCUUUGAAUAAUAAUUAUUUACUGUACUGUUAAUUUAAAACCGACAUGAUAAAUAACAAAUAAAUAUAAUUGCUUUUAAAUUUAAAAUCGCUACGUGCUAAGAGCUAGAUGAUAUCGGUAAGAUUAUCACUAACAUUUUAAUUAAUUUGAUGAUGGAAACACACGAGUACUGUUUACGCCCAUUUCACAUACACUUACAAAAUGCGGAAGAGAAGCAAAAGAUCAAGCAGUGGCCAGUCAACCCGGUGCUAAUUUUUAAAAUAAAUUUAUUUUAUUGAAAGUGAUAAAGGAAGCUGCGAUUGAUGAUUGAUCAUUGAUCAGUUAAGGGACGACGUUUGUUUUUAAACCAAUAAAAAGCUUACUAAUAGUUGGGGGUUACGCGUUUUGGACGCGGUGCCCAGAACGGGCGCAGAUGGGAGCUGGUUUUAUAAAUUUAAAGUGGGUGGUACAACCCACAGUUAAAUAUUUAAUAUCAACGGUACCUAAAGUAUUAACGUUUGUUAAUAAUAAAAAUCUAGACCACCGAGUCUUUGGUAUCAUAAGUUGUACUGAAUUGUUUAAACUCAAUCAAGCUGGAAUUGAUGGAGUUGGAGAAUAUCGUAGCCAAUACCGUUUAUCUCAAAGCACGAGAAGGCGGUGGUGACAGUAAUAAAGGUAAAAGUAAAAAAUGGCGAAAGAUACUCCAGUUUCCCCACAUAUCUCAAUGUAUUUAUUUACGAGAUAAACUUGAUAUAAAGUUUAGCUAUGUUGUGGAUCAACAACCAAUAGGGCGACUGCUUUUCAGGCAAUUUUGCCAAGAUCUAAAACCUAUUUAUCAUCGUUACAAUCUCUUACUAGAUGCCAUUGAAAAAUAUGAAAUUGAAAUAGAUGAAAAUCGCACGGAAUUAGCCAAAGAUCUGUAUGAACAGUAUUUGAAGCAUGAAGCUUCGGAGGUAUCGGGUAUUUUGAAUGAUUCGGUUAUAUCCCAGUGCGAGGAACGUCUAAGUUCUGGGGGUAAAGAUUUAUUUGUUCAAGUAUCUUCAACAGUUAAAAAUUAUCUUGCCGGUGAACCUUUUUCGCAAUUUCUCACGAGUUUCUACUUCUAUAGGUACCUACAAUGGAAGUGGUUAGAAGCCCAGCCAGUAACUUACAAAACUUUCCGAAUGUACAGAGUGCUAGGAAAAGGUGGAUUUGGAGAAGUAUGUGCUUGUCAAGUACGAGCAACUGGAAAAAUGUACGCAUGCAAAAAAUUAGAAAAAAAACGCAUAAAAAAACGCAGAGGCGAGUCCAUGGUGUUGAUAGAAAAAAACAUAUUACAAAAAAUAAAUUCAAAGUUUGUAGUGUCACUGGCGUACGCAUACGAAACAAAAGAUGCACUCUGUCUUGUAUUAACAAUAAUGAAUGGCGGUGAUCUUAAAUUUCAUAUAUACAAUAUGGGUGGUGAUCCGGGUUUCGAUAUAAAUAGAGCGAGAUUUUAUGCCGCUGAAGUGGUUUGUGGUCUUGAGCAUCUCCAUCUUCAGGGCAUUGUUUACCGUGAUUGUAAACCCGAGAACAUUCUUCUCGAUGACCAUGGACACGUGAGGAUAUCGGAUCUGGGAUUGGCGGUUGAAAUAUCUGAAGGUGAUAUGGUGCGCGGUCGAGUGGGUACUGUUGGUUAUAUGGCGCCAGAAGUUAUUGACAAUGAAAAGUACACCUUUUCACCUGACUGGUUCAGCUUCGGUUGUCUUGUUUACGAGAUGAUCGAAGGUCAAGCACCUUUUAGAGCUCGAAAAGAAAAAGUUAAACGUGAAGAAGUUGAUCGACGUGUAAAAGAAGAUCAAGAAAAAUACUCGCACAAAUUUACAGAUGAUGCUAAAAAUUUGUGCCAACAAUUGUUGAAAAAAAGUCCAAAGACUCGGUUGGGAUGCAAAUGCGGUAGAUAUGGUGCGAAGGAAGUUAAACUUGAUAGCUUUUUUCAGUGUUUGAAUUGGAAAAGAGUUGAGGCUGGUAUGUGGGAACCACCGUUUGUACCGGAUCCUCAUGCAGUUUACGCUAAAGAUGUAUUGGAUAUUGAACAGUUUUCAACUGUGAAAGGCGUUAAUUUAGAUGCAACAGAUGAUACAUUUUACAGUCAAUUUAAUACUGGUAGUGUUUCAAUACCAUGGCAAAAUGAGAUGAUUGAGACUGAAUGCUACAAAGAGCUUAAUGUACUCGGGCCAAAUUGUACACCGACGCCAGAUUUAUUAAUAAAUAAUCCACUUACAAAUAAUGACAGCCAUGGGUGCUUUCCCUUUAGAAGAAAAAAAAAACAAAAUGCAAGAACAAGACAGAUACCAAUAUCCGAUGGACAUUUACUUGAAUUAUCCCAGAGUCAAGGAUCUGAAUUACCAGCUAGCUGAUAAUCGUAAAUUUUAUAACUAUUUAAUAUAAAUAAGCACAAAAUUAUUAUUUUAAAUUAACGCACUUUUUCUAUACUGUAAAAGUUUUAUUUAUUUAGCUGUUUACUUGCUAAAUUUAUUCAAAAAUAUUUUAUUUAACUCGAUAUUUACUAAUAAUUAUAUUAUUAAUAGUAAUCAAUAAUAAUAAUAUUAAUAAAAUUAAUUAUUGGUAAUAUUAACAAUAAUAAUAAUAAUACAAAUUAUAAAUACAAAUAUAUUAAUACCAAAUAAAUAUGUCCCGGCUAAAUCGCACAUUUAUAAUCGAUAAAUAAAACGUGUUUAAUAUUUAAAUUAUUAUAAAUUUAAAAUUAUAACGCACGAUAUUCUCACGUUCAUUUAUAAAUAACAGUAAAAAUUAAUAAAACAAAUAAUUACUACACGGAAAAAAAAUAAAUAGUACAGGUUACUGUUCUGUGCAGUAAUCGACAAUAAUUAUAGAGAAAAAUACAUUUUAAUAUGACUGAUUGAUAUUAGAACAGGAGUAAGUAAUUGCUCAACACAUACUAUUACUUUUUAAACAGUAGCCAGUGAUGUGCUACACAGUACAUGAAAUAUAUGACUCGUUACUGUUAAAAUAGUCGUCGUUCAUAGUUCAAAAGUAUACAAACCUCUCAGUACAGCUUUUGUUGCUGUAUAGAAUACGAGAGCUUACUAUUUAGUGACAGGAAUGAUUACUAAGAUCUCGUAGUUCUCAUUAACCUCCAGAAUAGUACUCAGUCCUGUUCUGACAUUAACUAUUAUUAAAUUCAUAUGUGUCUCUAGUGUCAAGAAUAUCAAAGACACAUAUUAAGUUAGUAACUGUUCAUAUCAGAACAGGACUGAGUAUGUACCUGAAGAUCGUAACGUUUUUCGUGGAACGAAAAUAAAAAAACAUAACAGGGGUUAUCAGAUAUUUUCGGCUGAGUUUUUUUCAGAAACAAAA